This is a messenger RNA of Plasmodium relictum, 864 nucleotides long. It is a transcript of the gene HAD1, whose product is annotated as haloacid dehalogenase-like hydrolase, putative. The transcript has a single exon. Gene Ontology annotation, molecular function: magnesium ion binding; phosphatase activity. NCBI's taxonomy places the organism in Eukaryota, Apicomplexa, Aconoidasida, Haemosporida, Plasmodiidae. The record is from RefSeq and is a predicted model, not a curated record. The coding region runs from base 1 to 864 and encodes 287 amino acids. Gene Ontology annotation, cellular component: cytosol.
AUGUUUGAAAUAAAAGAUAAAAAUGAUAAAAGAGUCCAAAGAGAGAAUAUAGAUGAAAUAAAAAUAAUUUUCACUGACUUAGAUGGAACUCUAUUAAAUGAUGAAAAUAAAAUUUCUGAUUUAAAUUUGCAGAGUUUAAUAAAAGCAAAAAAUAAAGGAAUAAAAAUAGUAAUUUCUUCAGGUCGCACAAUACUAUCAGUUGAAAGAAUUAUUGGUAAAUACAUUAAAAAAAGUAACUUAAAUCUUUUACCAGGAAUAUAUUUAAAUGGAUCAACUACUUUUAAUUCAAGUGGAUCAUUACUUAUUGACGCAGUUAUUGAUAAUAAUUUAAAAAUGGAAAUUAAUGAUUUUACAAAAAAAUUAAAUAUCUCCGAAUAUAGUGUUUGGUACUCUUCAGAUAGAACCUACUGUUUUUCUAUGAAUGAUGAAAUUCAGCGUUUGUCCGAAAUAGAAGGUAUGACUCCAGAAAUAAUAAGCGAAGAAGAGCUAAAAAAUUUAGGUGUAUAUAAAGUUGCAUUUUGUUUAAAUAAAAAUAAUUUAGAAAGUAUUUUAGAUUUAAGUAAAAAAAAACUUCUAAAUAAAGUUAAUGUAGUAAAUACUUUUAAGAAUUAUAUUGAAUUAUAUCAUCAAAAUAUAAAUAAAUUUGAGGGAAUAAAAAAAAUAUGUAAUUUAUAUAAUAUUAGUUUAAAUAAUGCAUUAGCAAUAGGUGAUGGUGAGAAUGAUAUUGAAAUGUUAAAUGGUUUACCAUAUUCAGUAUCUGUAAGUAAUGCCUCUGAUAAGGUUAAGAGAUGUGCUAAAUACAAUGGUCCGUCAAAUAAUGAAGAUGCAUUAGCUCAUGUGCUACAUGCCUUUUGCGAUAUUUAA